CCACCGCAUGAGCUGCCCGCCUUGACUGUCAAACAGCACGAACCACCAUGGCCGCCCCGCCCUCGCUGCCGCCCGUGGAGAGCACCGACAGCUUCAAUCCAGACUUCAAUGCAUCGUCUGCCCUGCACGAUGCCAUCGGCAAUGCCGAAAACGCGCCUGCAUCGCCGGUCGAGACCAUGGCGCCCGCGCCUGUCGCCCAUGCGCAGGAGCCCAGGCAGGACGCCCCAGAUGCGCAGCUGCAGCAGAAGGUGCACGACGUGCUGCACUCAGACAUUGGUGUCAACACGCUGCUGAACCGCCUCAAGGCGAGCAUCGCCAGCGCUCGGGACUUUGCAAGCUUUCUGAAGCGCCGCGGCGCCGUGGAGGAGGAGCACGCGAACAGCCUGAAGAAGCUCAGCCGCUCGACCCUCGACAGCAUUCGCAAGCCUGACGGUCGCCACGAGAGCUACCAGACGCAGUUCGAGCUCGUCAUGCACGCCAACGAGCGCAUCGGCGACAACGGCACGCAAUUUGGUCUCGCGCUCCACGCCAUGCACGAGAACCUGCUGCAGCUGGCUAACAAGAUGGACGCCAGCCGGAAGACGUGGAAGCAACAGGGUCUGGCCGCCGAGGCCAAGGUCCAGGAUGCCGAGAAGCUGGUGGAAAAGGCCAAGGCCAAGUACGACCAGCUGUCGGAAGACCUGGAUCGCGUCAAGACUGGUGACACUGGCGCUGGCAGGAAGUUCGGUCUCAAGGGCCCCAAGUCGGCUGCCCAGCAUGAGGAGGACCUGCACCGCAAGGUUCAGGCUGCCGACCAAGACUACCUGAGCAAAGUUCAGACUGCGCAGUCCUACCGCAAAGAGCUGGUGUCCACCACACGCCCUCAGGCAGUGGCUGCCAUGGUCGAUUUGAUCAAGGAGAUUGACGCGGCUCUAACCAUGGAAAUGCAAAAGUACGCUUCUUUCAACGAGAAGCUCGUUGUGAACAAUGGCCAAGUCGUCAGCCCUCAACCUCUGAAGGGCAGCACGUCUCAACCGUCUCCAAGCAUCAACCAGCUCAUCUACCAGAUCAACAACGAUAGAGACUUCGACGACUACAUCUUGAAGCACGCCUCCAAAGUGCCAUCCGUGCGAACCGACUUGCAAUACAUCAAGCAUCCCACCCAGGCCUCCAAGACAGCUCAGCCUACGCCACCUCCUGCCGCCGGUGGAGACCGCCGGACAUCACUGCAGAGUCAGCCUCCACCUACGUUUGGUCUGGCGCAGAAUGAAGCAGUCUCGUCGCCGGCACAACAUGAGCCCUCGUAUCCUCCCGGGCCUGCUCAACAACCUAGCUAUCAAACUUACAAUCCAGGCUACCAGCAGCCACCCCCGCAGCUACAGCAGCCGCAUUUGCAAUCAAACCCUGCGCCAUACUCCCCCAUUGCGCAAAAUCCUUACGCGCAAGCCGACUAUCCCAGAGGCCCUGCCGGCCAAGUUGCGGCGCAACAAUCGACCGGGGUUCUGCACAGCCCUGCCAGCCCUCCUACGAAUCCAGUGUUCGGAGUCACCCUAGAUAACUUGUUUGCCAGGGAUGGCUCGCCAGUACCUUUGGUCGUAUAUCAGUGCAUACAAGCUGUUGAUUUGUACGGCCUGGAAGUUGAAGGUAUUUAUCGCAUUCCCGGCACUUCGUCUCAUAUUCAGCACAUGAAGUCUCUCUUCGACAGUGAUGCAACUCAAGUCGACUUCCGCAACCCCGAGGCUUUUCAACACGACGUCAAUAGUGUUGCUGGUCUGUUGAAACAGUUCUUCCGCGAGCUUCCCGACCCUCUGUUGACGCGGGACUUUUACACCAAGUUCAUUGAUGCAGCCCGCAUCGACGACGACACGAUGCGGCGGGACUCGAUGCAUGCGCUGAUCAACGCACUCCCGGACCCCAACUACGCCACGCUUCGAGCGAUAAUGCUGCAUCUGCGCCGUGUAGAGCAGUCGUCCGACGUCAAUCGCAUGAGCACUGCCAACCUUGGUAUCUGUUGGGCACCGUCGAUCAUGGGUCCGCACCAAGGGAACAACAUGGCAGACGCUGGACUUCAAGCGCGCGUCAUCAUCACGAUACUGGAGAAUGUUCUGCAGAUAUUUGAUGAAGAUUAAGUCCACCUUGAUCUUGGUCGCUGCUUUUCUCCGGGGUCAUACUUAUAACCUUGGUGCAGGGAGACGUGGGAGCUGGACAGCCCUAGGCUUGGAUCAAGCGGAUCGUCGAAGACAUGGGUCUCCUCGGCACGGAGUGCGAGCGCAGCGUCUCGUAAUCAGCAGAGCCAAUACACUGAAGCGAUUCGGGAUAACAGGUUGAGCUCAUCGCCGCGGCCUCGAUCCCUGACACGGCCACGUUCAAGGUUUUAGCCGUUCGAAUCGCGACCCUGGACGAGAUGAGGAGUUCUGCAAUGGGUCCGAUGGCGCGGUCGAGGCUGUCCGGUGCCUCAUCCGGUUUGUACUCUUGUUGUAUGGCGAAGAACCAUCACAUGUAGGACUCGCGGCUCCUGUAGCUUUAAUGCAGUAGAUUCUACCCUUUUGC
Molecule: messenger RNA, 2529 nt
Organism: Paraphaeosphaeria sporulosa
Lineage: Eukaryota; Fungi; Ascomycota; Dothideomycetes; Pleosporales; Didymosphaeriaceae
Product: Rho GTPase-like protein activator
Exons: 4
Coding region: 48-2108 (686 amino acids)
Biological process (GO): signal transduction; regulation of GTPase activity
Cellular component (GO): cytoplasm
Source: RefSeq, a predicted model, not a curated record